Molecule: messenger RNA, 1810 nt
Organism: Mangifera indica (mango)
Lineage: Eukaryota; Viridiplantae; Streptophyta; Magnoliopsida; Sapindales; Anacardiaceae
Product: inositol 1,3,4-trisphosphate 5/6-kinase 4
Exons: 12
Coding region: 147-1646 (499 amino acids)
Biological process (GO): inositol trisphosphate metabolic process
Cellular component (GO): cytoplasm
Molecular function (GO): inositol-3,4,5,6-tetrakisphosphate 1-kinase activity; ATP binding; inositol-1,3,4-trisphosphate 5-kinase activity
Source: RefSeq, a predicted model, not a curated record
UGACGCAGAGAAUAUGAUUCUCCCAUGGUCAUAUCUCGCCGUUCUCUUUCUCUUUCUCUUUCUCUGUGAAGCCAGCGAAGCGAAGUCGUUGUUUCAGUUGCGUUUAGUCAAGCCAGACGCAGAGACGGAGAAAGCACGAGAGAAUAAUGAGUUCCGUGAGAGGAGUAAUCUUCGACGAAUCGCUGCUGCUACUCUCCGCCGCUCCAAAUGAAAACGACGCUUCAUUUCAGCUGCUAUCGGGAGCCUCCUGUUUGCUUCGUAAGCUCCAUCAUUCGAAAAUCCGUACGGGAGUUUCAUAUGGUCUCGGCCUUUCGUCUGAUAAGGUGAUUGCAUUGAAGAGGAUUGCUACGGAAUACUUGUGUGAUUGCUUUCUUUUGGAUGCAUCUGUAGAUGGUGCUGCAAAUGAGAUAAACCAAGCAUGGGGUGACAAAGGAGGGAGUAUUUUGUAUGUUGUUUCUGAAAAGAAGGAUGCCUUUCAUAAACCUAGUUCCCAUUGGAUGAUUAUUGUUGUGGGUGUUGAAAGUGCAAGUGUGUCUGAUAAUUCAAGCAUACUUUAUAUCAACAGGCUAGAAGAGUUGCCUAUGGCCAUUUGCCAGUUGAACAAAAAGGCAACCGGCAACAAUGCUUUGAUGGUUGGAUAUGUCAUGAAGCCUUCACGUGAAGAAGAUUUUUCCAAGAGGGGUGCAUUUCCAAUGAAUCCUACUCCAAACGGCUUGAUUUUUGUGCCUCUCACAUUUGAGAUGCCUCUAUCAUCUCAAUUACAAGGCGUUGACAUAGUUCUCCAUAAAGCAACAGAUGAAAUCAAGUCCAUCAAUUUGGGAAGCAAUUCAGAUUUUUCCAACAGAAUCACUUUCACCUCAAGAAUGCAGGAACUGCAAAGGCUUAUGGAGGAUCACUCUAAUUUCUUUGUAAUCGACCCUCUUGAUAAUAUUUACCCAGUAUUGGAUCGGCUGAAAAUCCAACUAGUUUUGCGUGGUCUGCAAGAUCUCAAUGCGGAAGGUGGCCAUACAAUCAGGGGGCCCCAUUUUCUCAAGGUUAAUGAUUUUAAUGAAUCUGAUUUGGCACAAAGACUACCAGAAGCUAAAUUAUCUUUUCCAUGUAUAGUGAAACCUCAAGUUGCCUGUGGUGUUGCUGAUGCUCAUAGUAUGGCAAUUGUUUUUGAAAUAGAAGAUUUUAAGCAUUUGAGUGUUCCUCUUCCUGCUAUUGUUCAGGAAUACAUAAACCACUCAUCUACUCUGUUCAAGUUUUAUGUAUUGGGUGAGACUGUUUUCCAUGCAAUUAAGAAGUCAAUCCCAAAUUCCAGUACUUUGAGGAAAUCAUAUGAAAGAAACAGCUUAAAGCCUAUAUCGUUUGAUAGCUUAAAGUCUCUACCUACCAACACUGAAAGUCCGCAUCCAGGAGAUGCAGUUUCCUGUAAGGUUGAUCUUGAUCUCGAGCUAGUCAAAGAUGCUGCAAAAUGGCUUGCAAGAACACUUGAUCUUACAAUAUUUGGCUUUGAUGUAGUUGUUCAAGAAGGCACCGGUGACCAUGUCAUCGUGGACGUAAACUACCUCCCAUCAUUCAAAGAAGUAGAUAACGAUAUUGCCAUACCAGCCUUCUGGGUCGCCAUUAAAAUGAAGUAUGAAUUGAGAGCUUCCACAUCUUGAGCCUUUUUGGCAAUUGGAAAGUCAAUGUAGCCAAGGUAAAAUUUCUUGAGUUCUGAAUAAUAAUUUACUUUCAUGCAAAAAUUUCUCAAGACAUUGUUCUUCAUUUUAAUGUCAUUUUGAAAACUAAUGAACCAGUAAUGAAAAUAUGCGUUUAUUAUAUUCAA